AUGGCAGCGGUCGCUCAAAUGCCUCCCUCUGCCCAAUCCCAAGCUCAGAAAAAGCCAAAAACCUUUCAAGCUUAUUUGCCCUCAGGCGCUCGUACUUAUAGUUGUGCUCAUUGUCGAGCAAACCUGGCAGAUCACAACGAGUUAAUCUCCAAAUCAUUCCAAGGCAGUCAAGGCAAAGCAUAUCUUUUUAAUUCAGUAGUUAAUAUUGUUUGUGGUACAGCAGAGGAAAGAGUUUUGCUUACUGGACUGCAUGCUGUUGCUGAUAUUCAAUGUGAAUGUUGUAAGACUACACUCGGAUGGAAAUAUGAGCACGCUUACGAAAGCAGCCAAAAAUACAAAGAAGGCAAGUAUAUCAUAGAGCUAAUCCAUAUGGUUAAAGACAAUGGUUGGGCACAGCCGUGGGGUGAACGUCGAAAGAGGAAUGGCAGUUUGACUUGA
Molecule: messenger RNA, 438 nt
Organism: Meloidogyne enterolobii
Lineage: Eukaryota; Metazoa; Nematoda; Chromadorea; Rhabditida; Meloidogynidae
Source: the annotation of a GenBank genome assembly